Molecule: messenger RNA, 837 nt
Organism: Acanthosepion pharaonis
Lineage: Eukaryota; Metazoa; Mollusca; Cephalopoda; Sepiida; Sepiidae
Source: the annotation of a GenBank genome assembly
AUGAAUGAAUUGCUACAUCAUCAUCAAAACCAUUAUGGCCAAUCCACAGAUAGGUCUGUUCUUAUCUAUCUAUCUAUCUAUCUAUCUAUCUAUAUAUAUAUAUAUCCAUAUAUAUAUCUGUCUGUCUGUCUGUCUGCGUGUCUCAGUCUGUUCAUAUUUAUCUCUCUCAAUCUGUUCAUAUCUAUCUAUCUAUCUAUCCGUCUGUCUGUCUUAGUCUGUUCAUAUCUAUCUAUCUAUCUCAGUCUGUUCAUAUCUAUCUAUCUAUGUAUCUAUCUCAGUCUGUUCAUAUCUAUCUAUCUAUCUAUCUAUCUAUCUAUCUAUCUAUCUAUCUGCCUUUUGUCUUUUCUAUCUGUUCAUAUCUAUCUAUCUAUCUAUCUAUCUAUCUAUAUCUAUCUAUCAUCUAUCUAUCUAUCUAUCUUCUAUCUAUCUAUCUAUCUAGUUCUGUUCAAUCUUCUAUCUAUCUAUUUCUAUCUGUCUUUCUGUCAUUGUCUUUCAUUCAUCUAUCUAUCUAUCUAUCUAUGUCUGUUCAUAUCUAUCUAUCUAUCUAUCUAUCUAUCUAUCUAUCAUAAUCUCAUUUCUCCAUUUCAAUUUUUCAUCUUAUUCAAAAAGAACUAUCUGAAAAAAACUUUCUCUAUCUAUCUAUCUAUCUAUCUAUCUAUCUAUGUCUGUUCAUAUCUAUCUAUCUAUCUAUCUAUCUAUCUGUUAAUAUCUAUCUAUCUAUGUCUGUUAAUAUCUAUCUAUCAUAAUCUCAUAUUUCUCAGCAUAUUUCCGUUUUUCAUGCUUAUUCAGCGAGAACUAUCUGAAACAGACUUUCUAUCUAUCUAUCUAUCUAUCUAG